AUGGUCCACAAGUUCCUGGAGAAGUUCUAUCCCCCUAGCGAGGCUAUUAAAAGACAACACGAGAUCAUUGGCUUCCAGAUGUCUCCUACGGAGACUAUAAAAGAUGCAUGGGGGAGAUUCAAGGCCCUGCUGAAGAGGUGCCCCAAUCAUGGCUUAACCCCAACAGUGCAAGUCAUUACAUUCUUCAAGGGAUGUAUACCUGAAGCACAACGGGAGCUAAAUCUCAGUGCGGGAGGUAAUCUGCUUAAGAAAGGAGAGCAGGAGGCGAUGGAGGUGAUUGAAGAACUUGCAUCCAGUGAUGAAGGAUGGAGCAACGGAAGGAGUAAGGUGCAUAGAGUUGCUUAUACCACGGACCAUGAUACAAUGAGCACUUUAUCCGACAAAUUGGAUGCAUUAACUAUGAAGUUCGACUGCAUGGCGAUGGGGCAACCGUCUCAAGAACCACAAGGAAACAUGGAAGAUGCGAACUAUGUGCAGCAAGGGGGCAACAGGUAUUACAACAAUUCACGCCCAAACUUUAAUAGUGGAGGAUACAACCACUAUGGGAACAAGGGGCAUCCCAAUCUCUCUUAUGGGAACCCCAAUAAUGCCUUGCAACCUCCCCCGGGAUUUACAAUUACUGAUGGGAUGGUCAACGAUCCUAAGAAGAUGACCACGGAGGACAUACUUAAGUCCUUUAUGCUACAAUCCAACAAGGUGAUGGAGCAGAACAAUCAGAGGAUGCAGAAGGUCGAGACGGAUGUACAAGGAAUGGCCACUCAUUUGAAGAACAUUGAUGUUCAGAUUAGCCAGAUUUCCCAGACUGUGAGUACUCUUACUCAACCGGGAAAAUUCCCGUCCAACACCAUUGUCAACCCCAAGGACUGCAAAGCUAUCAACUUGCGGAGUGGGACGAGCUAUGAGGGACCCUCAAUGCCCUCAGCGAAUGCAGGGAAAACAGCAGAGAAACCCAUUGAAGAGGAGGAGCUAGUCGAAGAAGAUGAACCGGAGACGGUUCAGGUCACUAUUCCACCUAAGGAGAACACAGUUCCAGCUCCGUCUACAACUCCUGCAGUUCACACUCCGGCUGAAGUGAGGAUCCCUUAUCCUCAACGGGUGCAGAAGAAGAAGACGGAUGCUCAGUUUUCAAGAUUCUUGGACAUAUUCAGAAAGGUGCAGAUCAACAUUCCUCUGGUGGAGGCACUACAGCAGAUGCCCAGCUACGCUAAGUUUCUAAAGGAUGUGGUCUCCAACAAGAGACGAUGGAUGGAAUAUGAGACGGUUAAUCUAACGGAGAGCUGCAGCGCCAUUAUUCAGAAGAAGCUGCCGGCAAAGUUGAAGGAUCCCGGGAGUUUUACCAUAUCUUGCAUAGUAGGAGAUUGUCAAGAGGGAAGAGCUCUAUGUGAUCUGGGUGCAAGCAUCAAUCUGAUGCCAUAUUCUUUCUUUCAGAAGUUGAAAAUCGGAGUGCUUAGGCCCACUACUAUUUCACUGCAGAUGGCGGACAGAACAGUGUCGUACCCGAAGGGGAUUGUUGAAGACAUCCUAGUCAAGGUCGGGGAAUUUAUUUUUCCAGCCGACUUUGUGGUUCUAGAUAUGGAAGAAGAUAAACACGUCCCACUUAUCCUCGGUAGACCUUUCUUAGCUACCGGGAGAGCACUUAUUGAUGUCCACAAGGGAGAACUCACUCUUCGACUGAAUGAAGAGAGCAUCACAUUCUCCAUUUAUGACGCUAUACUGAGGUAUGAUGAUGACGAUACGUGGAGGUUAAAGCAGUGCAAAGUGAUCGAGGUGGUUGAUGAUUGCGUGAGAGAAGUUGCCCAGGUUAUCUCGUGUCAGGACAGAUUGGAGCAAUGCCUUUCACAGGCCAUAAUAGCUUCGGACAUCCUGCAAGCGCCCGAGCUCAAUGAGGAGAUGCUUCAUUUUGUGGGAGCCCUUAAUUCUGGUGUAGAGAUCUCAAGAAGGAACAACAAAUUUCUACCACUUAGAGAUCCGGCGGAAGAAGAAGAGAAAGAAGAGAAGAAGGAGGAACUUAAACCGCUGCCCUCACACCUCAAGUAUGCUUUUCUAGGAGAGAAGGAGACGUAUCCGGUAAUUGUCUCUUCAUCACUUACUCCUACUGAACUCGAUAAGCUGCUACGCGUGCUUAGGAAGCAUAGGGUGGUCCAUAUCGGACCUCAAAGGAAUCAGCCCCACUGUUUGCAUGCACAGAAUUCUAUUGGAGGAAGGAUCUAA
Messenger RNA from Salvia hispanica, 2211 nucleotides. The record is from RefSeq and is a predicted model, not a curated record. NCBI's taxonomy places the organism in Eukaryota, Viridiplantae, Streptophyta, Magnoliopsida, Lamiales, Lamiaceae.